Armigeres subalbatus is the source of this 560-nucleotide messenger RNA. RefSeq names its product large ribosomal subunit protein bL27 (gene mRpL27). The transcript has 3 exons. Gene Ontology annotation, cellular component: ribosome; mitochondrial large ribosomal subunit. Gene Ontology annotation, biological process: translation. The coding region runs from base 108 to 527 and encodes 139 amino acids. NCBI's taxonomy places the organism in Eukaryota, Metazoa, Arthropoda, Insecta, Diptera, Culicidae. Gene Ontology annotation, molecular function: structural constituent of ribosome. The record is from RefSeq and is a predicted model, not a curated record.
UAGCGACGAAAAAUGUCAACAUUGUUUACGUAAAAGCGUGAAAUCACUCCGUAAUUUGUAAAAUAUCUUGUUUCUCUAUUAAUUCAUUAUUUAAAAUAAAAAAAAACAUGAAUGUUUUUGCGAACCCUAACAAUCUCUUAAAGCAGUAUCCUUUCAUAGCUUUCAUAAGACAUGCAUCGAAAAAGACCGGUGGUAGCACCAAAAAUCCUGCAGAUCACGGGAGGCCAAAGCACCGCGGAUGGAAGGUACAGGAUGGUCAUUUCGUAUCAGCUGGAACCAUUCUGGCCACUCAACGUACUCCACGCUUUCAUCCGGGACUAAAUGUUGGCUUUGGUAAAAAUGGAACCAUAUUCGCCCUCGAGCACGGAAAGGUUUAUGUGACCUGUGAAAAGCUGGAUUUAAACUGGGACCACACCUGGGUGCAGCGGAUCUACGCUGGACGCGAAAAUCAAACCAUCUACAAGAAAUUUUUCAACGUCGUUCCGGUUGAGCAGCACCACCGUUUUAAAUUAAUAGAAGAAGUUUAAAAUAAAAAAAAUCACUGAUUGAUCUUAAGAAAA